ACAUCACGUAAUUCCUCCUCCCGUAGCACCGUGGUUUGUGCGAGGAUCCGACCGGCGGUGGCAGGCAUGGCCAGCACGUCGCAGCCGUCCAGUAGCGAGAACCCCACCUCGGCGACGGCGAAGGAGGUUGAGAUGACAGGGGAUCAGGCGCGAGCCUGUAUUGCAGAUGACGUGCAUAGAACUUCUAGCCUACCGGCUGGUGGUAAGAUGGACAACCCUCCGCCGCUGCCGAACAAUGAGAACCCUGAGUUGAACAAUGAGAUUGCAGAGGAGGGGCAACCACCGCAGCCAGCCCCUGCGCCAGGACAUGUGGCAGUGCCCAUCCCUGAACCGCGAUGCCUCCUUUACAAGGUCCCCAAGAAAAUUUGGAAGAUAGACGAAGACAUGCACAAGCCGACUUAUAUCUCUAUCGGUCCUUAUCGCUACGGUGAAAACGGGUUGGACAACAGAUCGCAGGUAUGGAAGGAAUGGUGCGAAAAUGAAGUGGUGAAGAAGCUCACACAGCAAGGUAGGGGUACGGCGCUACAACAGAUCAACGAUGUGGUAACUGAUCAAGUGAAGAAUUACUAUGACAAAAGAUCGUUCUCGUUAGGCGUGGACGACGAAGCUUUCAAAAAGAUGAUGAUAACCGACGGAUGCUUCCUACUACUGACGACCUUACAUGAUACCAGCAGUCAGUCGGAGCCUGAGCCACAGCGUCCUGCAGCAUCUAAUACUUGGCGAAGCUUUUGCUGUCUUUUCGAAAGUAAUCCUGCAGAAGUUGAACAAACUGCAGCAGUUCCACCAACUGUUAUUGAUCCGAACAGUAUUCCAAACCUGUGGGAUAACUGCUUCCUGUGGAAUGACAUCUUGCUCUAUGGGAACCAGCUCCCCUUCCUUGUUGUGCGAGAAAUCUACAGUCUUCUUCACCCCGGCGAAGACCCCAAUCAGAAAGUCGGCAAGGUCUUCGCCGAUUCAAUGCUGGCACGCUACACGAGGAGGAAGUUGACCCAUCCGGGCAACGCCGACAGCGUCCUCCACCUGUGCCACAAACUGCUGGCGCCAACGCCGGACCCGAGCCGGAAUGGAGGCGGCGACGGCGUCGUCAAGACGGGACAGUGGCGGCGGGCGACAGAAUACAGGAAUCUGCGGGUGAAAUUCAAGAAGAGAGAGAUCAGCAGCGAUGGCAAGGCGCAGUGCAUCUUGGACGUCAAGGUCGUCUGCUGCAAUGUGGUAAAGAUACCUUCGUUUGACCUGAACCCGGAGAGCUGGAGGCUGCUGCGAAACCUGAUGCUGCUGGAGAAUAUGAACAAACACCUCGGCGGCCAUGUCACCUCUUACUGCAACUUCAUAUCGCAGCUGGCGUGUACCGGCGCGGACGUCAGCCUCCUCAGGGAAAAGGGUAUCAUCGUGCACGGUGAGGCUAGCGACGAGAGGGCGGCCCAGAAGCUAUGCAAUCUCUGUGUUGAAACCAUUUAUGAUCCCACACAUGACUACCUCAAGUCAGCUUGGGACAAGCUGGAGAAGCACUGCCGGCACCCGGGGUGGCUUGUGUGGGCGAAAAUGUUCGGCUACAAGGAUUGGAAGAAUCCGCUGGUUUGGAUGGCUACCCUUGCCGCCCUCGCCCUACUUGUGUGUGCCAUAUUACAGACGAUGUACACCAUCAAGACAUACCAGGAUCAGGCGAAACACCGCGCGCGGACGUAGCUAAUCAGGAGUAUUUAGCAAACCUCACACCCUACGUAGUAGCUUUCCUUCCUGCCAUGUGUUAGCUGGGAUUUGGUUCUUACUGUACUUGUUAGCUUUCUGUUAGCCUGUUAGCUAUUUUCCCUCCCUGUUUUUUUGCUAUUUGAAAACUCUGUUUUGAGUCA
This is a messenger RNA of Oryza sativa Japonica Group (Japanese rice), 1850 nucleotides long. Its product is annotated as UPF0481 protein At3g47200. Lineage: Eukaryota; Viridiplantae; Streptophyta; Magnoliopsida; Poales; Poaceae. The record is from RefSeq and is a predicted model, not a curated record.